GACUGUAGAGAGAGCCGAACGCUGCCGUUUAUCAGCGGGACACUGAGGACGGGGACAACCUGGGCUCAGAUACUCUUAAGAGAUCUACACUGAUUGGGCGAACCAUUAUUUGGCCAAGUCCGGUUGUCCAAGGCUUAUUAAGGACCUGACUCAGGACAUACCCGAUGGAGUUCUGCUGGCAGAAAUCAUCCAGAUAAUAGCUAAUGAAAAGGUAGAAGAUAUUAACAUCUGCCCCAAGACUCACUCUCAAAUGAUUGAGAAUGUGGAGGCUUGUCUGAAUUUCUUAGGGGCCAGAGGAGUCAGUGUUCAAGGGCUCUCUGCUGAAGAGGUGUGUAAUGGGAAUCUGAAGAGCAUCCUGGGUUUGUUCUUCAUCCUGUCCCGCUACAAACAGCAACAGCAGCACCAGCAGCAGUACCUGCAGUCAUUGGUGGAGCUUCAACAGCACGUCACGCAUCAGAGCACAGGGGUGGCGCCAGCGAGCCAGCACAAAACACCAGACAUGCAGUCCAGUCUCACCGCACGAUAUACAAGUCCACCAGGUCACAGUGGAAUAGCAGCCCCUCAGAAGAAAAACACAAGGUUACCAGGUCCCUCCAGAGUCCCCGCUGCAGGCAGCGGCAGUAGCAGCAGUAAAGCCCACGGCUCCUCAAACCUGAACCGAAGGAGCCAGAGCUUCAACAGUAUUGACAAGAGCAAACCACUGCAGUAUGCUAGCGGCAACGACAGAGAGUCGGUGAAGGGCAUCCCUCUGCCAGGCAGCAUGAACGGCAGUGGCUCGGUGCCCUCAAGCACCAGCGGGCAGCAGCUGGCCUCUGCCAUCCCCUCUCCCACAGCUGGAAAGUCCUGGCGCAGCAAAUCCAUGAACAUAAAGCACAGUGCCACCUCGUCCAUGCUGGCCACCAAGCCGCCUAGCCCAACCGCUUCCCCGACUCCUCCCUUAUCAUCUGAUCGCCUCCGGCCCCCAAUCACAGAUGCCUCCAAAUCAGCCCCCGGCAACCAGCGCUCCAUGUUGGAGAAGUUCCGGCUCAUCAACCCUCGCUCCGCAUCCAGAACCUCGCCCUCGGUGGCCGAAAUGUCUCUUCAGGAGGAGGACGACUUGUCAGAGUUUGGAGAUGAGGGGACCUGCAGUCCCACACCACCCUGUGGGAUCUCAAAACAUCAGGGGAAGACCUCCGCAUCCUCCUUUGCACCCCCAAACAAGACCAACAACUGUAAGAACCACAACAAUAAGUCCUUGCCGCAGCCCAAAGACAAAGAAGAGAAGAACAAGACAAAGAGCAAAGCCAGCACACCACCCAAAGAGGAGCCCGUAAUAGUGGAGCCCUCUAAGAAAGGCUCAAAGAUCGCCAGCUUCAUCCCCAAAGGAAGCAAAACAUCUGCAGCCUCUGUGAAGAAAGAAAGUGCAAUCCCCGCCUCCAGCGGCAUCCCCAAGUCUGGUCUGAAGGCUCCAGCGGCGACCACCAAGCUUGCAGCAUCUCAGCCUAGUGUACCUGCUACAAGUGAGAAGACCAAACAUAGUAAAGGCAGUCAGUCUAUAUACAUGCAGAAAUCUUUGGGAGGUUUGGAGAAUCGUAAGACCAGCAUGGUGUCAUCAACCAGUACCUCAGCACUUUCUGGAUCCGCCACUUCAGGGCUGGGUGGUGGAGGAGCACUAGGAGGCAAUGGGGUAGUACAACUUCCCCAGCAGCAGCAAUACAACCAUCCCAACACAGCAACCGUCGCCCCCUUCAUGUAUCGGACGUAUUCAGAGAAUGACUGCACUACCGUGGUCCCCACUGAACCGUGUCUCAGUCCCACAAAAGACCUGGUCUACAGCAAGACUGCCAAACAGUGCCUGGAGGAGAUCUCAGGGGAGGAUCCAGAGGCUAGACGGAUGCGUACAGUGAAGAACAUCGCCGAUCUGAGACAGAAUCUUGAAGAAACCAUGUCCAGUUUACGUGGGACGCAGAUAAGCCACAGUACCCUUGAGACAACAUUCGACACCACUGUAACUACAGAAGUGAACGGUCGUGGCCUCCCCGCCCUCUCGAGCCGCUCUUCCCCCAUGUCUUGGCGUCUCGCCCAAGGGUCCAAUCCUCGUCUUCAGGCCGGCGACGCUCCUAGCUUCACCCCGCCCAGAUCCAGUGCUGGCACCACUGGUCGCUAUGGUGACUCAUCGAGGUUGUUAUACACUGCCCCCCUGAGGAGAGCGGCGGCCUCAGGGGUUCGAGGGUCAGAGCCGGGAGAGAAAGGUGGGGUUUCUGAGGCGGGGCCAGAGGUGGACGUGACCGGAUACGGGAGCGAUGGGGACAUACUCGCCAAGAAUGUACAUGCAGACGAUAUCAGUGGGUAUCACACUGACGGAGGUCUUUACUCUCGGAAUGUCGACCUUUACUCUCGAAAUGUUGGUCGCCCACCUGAGAUGACUCCAACUCGAGAGGUCGUUCAAAAAGGAGUCAAAGAGAUGCAAGGGGAAGACAGCUGGGAUGACAGUAGUUCGGUCAGCAGUGGUUUGAGUGAUACUUUAGAUAACAUCGGCACUGACGAUCUGAAUCCACCCACAUAUUCCGGCAUCUCAUCUCGCAAGAGCAAAGCAGCACAGUCAAAUAAAGAUACGCACAGUCAUACCGAGCAGGAUGGUAGCAGCUGGGCUGGUGCUGAGGAUCUGAAGAAGGUUGAUGAAGAGAUGGAUCCAGGUAUGGACCCUUCCUGCAAGUGGAAGUCUUCAUCCCCUUCCUCUUCAUGUCAGGGUGAGGACGUUGGCCAGAAGACAGCUUUGGCCAUGUCUCAAACAGGCUCCUGGAGGAGGGGCAUGAGUGCCCAGGUUGGCAUCACACCACCACGGACCAAAGGCUCAUCGACCUCUCUCAAAUCACCAGGUAAAACAGAUGAUGCCAAGGCAUCUGAGAAGGGCAAGGUCCCAUCUAAGAGCCCAAGCAUCCAGCGCUCACCAUCGGAUGCAGGCAAGAGCAGCGGAGAUGAAGGGAAGAAGCCACCCUCAGGCAUCGGUCGUCCACCUACCACAAGCUCCUUCGGCUUUAAGAAGAUUCCGGGUUCUGCCGGAGCCCUUAUCACAGCCAGCGGGGCCACUCUGACCAGUGGUUCUGCGACUCUAGGCAAGGUACCAAAGUCUGCAGGCAUUGGGAAGGGUGCAGGUAUCGGCAAUGAGCGGAAGACAAGUCUCGAUGGUGCUCAACACCAGGAUGAUGCCGUUUUGUUAGGCUGUGGAGGCUCCAAGGUUCCACUCCAGUAUCGCUCCCUACCUAGACCGGCAAAGUCAUCUAGUGGGGGAAGCAGCGUGGUGGGCCGCAGCGGGCAUCGUUCCAGCUCUAGCAGCAUUGAUUCUAAUGUCAGCGGAAAGUCUGCGGGAGGUAGUGGAGGGGUGGUUGGAACCCCAACCAGCACAAAGAGAAGAGACCCCGGGAAAGUGGGGUCAGGACGCUCUAGUCCCAUUACCAUCAACCAAACGGAUAAAGAGAAAGUGGCAGGGUCGGAUCAAGAGGGAACGGGGUUGUCCACCUCCCCCAAAUCCAGUCCCACUUCCACCCAAUCGGGACUCAGACAGCCAGGCUCCAAAUACCCAGACAUUGCAUCCCCCACAUUCCGCAGGUUGUUUGGCAGCAAGACUAGCAGUAAACCAAGUUCCCCUGGCACCCCUGACUCCGGUAAAUGCCCAUCGGCACUGGGCAGUCCUCAUGGCACACUGGCGCGGCAGGCCAGCCUGGAUUCACCCUCCUCAGGAACAGGUAGUCUGGGCAGCAUGGGUGGGCAAAGUGGAGGCAGCAGCCCGUUGUACGGCAAAACGCCCGACCUGGGCACUGACUCCCCCGCCUCUAGUCCGGCGUCAGGCCUCUCUCUGCCCUCUAACGCCCGGCCUUGGCCUCCGAACCUCAGCAGUUCCUCUGCGGGCAGUAAAGACACACUGAGCUGCCACAGUAUGACCAGUUUACACACAAGCUCAGAGUCCAUAGACCUGCCGCUCCCACAUCACCAUGGGCCAAAGGUCACCCGCACAGGCAGUGUCAAGUCCACCCUGUCUGAGGGCAUGCCUCUUGACAGAAACACUCUCCCCAAAAAGGGAUUAAGGUAUCCUCCAUCCUCCAGACAGACAUCACAUGAGGAAGGAAAGGAAUGGUUGCGUUCUCACUCCACUGGAGGUCUGCAGGACACAGGAAGUCCACUUUCACCACCGGGCACAACCAGCACCAACGCUGGCAAAUACCACUACUCAAACCUGCUGAGUCCCACCAGUAUGUCACAGUAUAAUCUUCCCAGCACCAGUAUGAGCCGCUCCAACAGUAUUCCAGCACAGGAUUCAUUCGAGCUGUACGGGGAGGGUCACACUUUGGGUGGCAGUGCCACCUCGCUGGAGGAACGGCCACGCGGGAUGAGCCGGUCCGGCUCCUUCCGAGACAGCACCGAUGAAGUUCAUGGUUCUUCUCUGUCUUUGGUCUCGAGCACAUCAUCUUUGUAUUCUGCGGUGCUGGCCUUUUUAGACAAGACGGAGGAGAAGGCCCACUCUGAGGGCCAAACAGUCCAAAAUACAACGCAAAUCAGAAAACUGCGGAGAGAGCUGGACGCUUCUCAGGAGAAAGUGGCAACCCUGACCUCUCAGCUGGCGGCCAACGCACACCUGGUGGCUGCGUUUGAGAAGAGUCUGACGAACAUGACCUGUCGCCUGCAGAGUCUAACAAUGACAGCGGAGCAAAAGGAGUCCGAGCUGGCGGAGUUGAGAGAGACCAUUGAAGCGUUGAAAACUCAGAACACAGAUGCUCAGACGGCCAUUCAAGUGGCCCUCAACGGCCCUGAUCACGUUCAUAAAGACCUGAGGAUCCGUCGACAGCACUCGUCAGAAAGUAUGUCCAGUAUUAACAGUGCAGCCAGCCAUUCCAGUAUGGGUAGCGCUAAAGACGCAGACGACAAGAAGAAAAAGAAGAAAAGCUGGGGAAAGGAUAGAGGACACAAGGUGGCUGAUUCCAUCCCCGCCCAGUUGCGGAGCUCCUUUAAGCAGGCCUUCAGCAAGAAAAAGACCAACAAGACCCAAUCAUCUCACGAUGAGUUUGAAGAGAUGACUGACUCAUCCCUCCCUUCUUCACCCAAACUACAACACACCAACAGACAGACCAGCACCAUCCAACCACUGCUCUCAUCACCGUCCACCACAGAAAAGUGUUUUUGUGAUAGCAAGUCCUCCCCCAUUUGGAUGCCAAAGAAAAAGUCAAACGGUCAUGUGGUCUACAAGCACAGAUCUCGACUGUGUGAAUGUACAGAGGCCGAGGCCGAGAUUAUCCUACAGCUGAAGAAUGAACUGAGAGAGAAGGAGCUGAAGCUGACUGAUAUCAGACUGGAGGCGUUAAGCUCCGCCCACCACCUUGAUCAGAUACGAGAAGCCAUGAAUCGCAUGCAGAAUGAGAUUGAGCUGCUGAAGGCUGAGAAUGACAGACUCAAGUCCAGUGGCAACACCACACCUGCUGCCACACCUGCUAAAACAGCCCGUCCACCUUCAGAAACCUCCAGCACGUCCUCCUCGUCCUCACGCCAAUCUCUGGGGCUGUCGCUGAACAACCUCAACAUCACAGACACCAUUAUGUCAGAUAUUCUGCUGGAUGACGGCUAUGAGGGCAACCUACGCAAAGAGGGCAGGAGCGUCCGUAUAGUGGUCAUGAUCAAGAGCGACUUCAACAAGACCAAGGCUAUGCAGAAGAAGGUGUAUCUGAUUGGCUCCAUUGGCGUCAGUGGAAAGACCAAGUGGGACGUGUUGGAUGGUGUAAUACGACGCUUGUUUAAGGAGUAUGUGUUCCGUGUGGACCCGUUAACCAGUCUGGGACUGAAUUCGGAUAGUAUAGUGUGCUAUAGGAUGGGGGACGUGGUCCGAUCUCAUGCUUCUGAGGUGCCUGAACUGUUGCCCUGUGGAUAUCUGGUGGGCGACAACAACGUCAUCACAGUCAGCCUCAAAGGUGUGAAGGAGGGUAGUAUUGAUGACUUGGUGUUUGAUACAUUGAUCCCUAAACCCAUCAUUCAACGCUAUUUGAACCUGCUGAUGGAGCACCGUAGAAUCAUUUUGUCCGGUCCGAGUGGAACUGGCAAAUCCUACCUAGCCACUAAACUGGCUUACUUCAUCAUCUCCAAGACUGGUCGAGAGGUAACCGACACUAACUUGGCGAGCUUCAACGUGGACCAGAAAUCCAGCAAGGAUCUUCGACAGUACCUCUCUAGCCUGGCCGAGCAGUGCAACACAGAGGAGUGUGAGAUCGAGCUCCCCACCGUAGUUAUUCUGGAUAACCUCCAUCAUAUUGGCUCCCUCAGUGACAUCUUCAAUGGAUUCCUCAACUGCAAAUACCACAAAUGCCCGUAUGUCAUAGGAACUAUGAACCAGGGUGUGUCCUCAUCUCCAAACUUGGAGUUGCAUCACAACUUCAGGUGGGUGCUGUGUGCCAACCACACUGAGCCGGUGAAGGGCUUCCUGGGCCGAUUCCUGAAGAGAAAGUUGAUUGAAACUGAGAUUGAUAAGAACAUGCGCAGCAACGACCUCAUCAAAAUCAUCGACUGGAUCCCCAAAACCUGGCAACACCUCAAUUCCUUCUUAGAGGCUCACAGCUCCUCAGACGUCACUAUCGGUCCUCGGCUGUUCCUGUCCUGUCCAAUGGAUGCGGACGGCUCACGUGUGUGGUUUACUGACCUGUGGAACUAUUCUCUAGUGCCAUAUCUACUGGAAGCAGUACGAGAAGGACUGCAGCUGUAUGGUAAGAGGGCGGCAUGGGAGGACCCUUCCAAAUGGGUGAUUGACACCUACCCUUGGAGCUCCGCCUCCCUGCAGCAUGAAGGCCAGUCUCUGCUGCAGCUGCGGCCCGAGGACGUGGGCUAUGAUGGCUACACUUCCUCUAAAGACGGAGCCGCCUCCAAACAAGUAUCUCAGAGUGACACAGAGGGAGACCCACUGAUGAAUAUGUUGAUGAGGCUACAGGAAGCUGCGAACUACUCCAGUGCCCAGAGCUGUGACAGCGACAGCGCCAGUCACCACGACGACCUGCUGGACUCCUCGUUGGAGUCUGCCCUCUAAGCCCCGCCCCAUUCGAAGAGGAAGUCUUCUGAUUGGUUUAAAAAGCAAAGGGCCCACAGGACUUGUGCUCAUGAGACAGGCUUAUGAAACGCCCGACGCCUCCGGUGGAGUGUCCAGUAUACAGCGAAAGAAAAGGUGCUGGUGGCACACACGACACUGGGGGAAAGUGUGUGUGCUUACUUAAUUAUUAAAAAACGACUGGAAUUUGAAUUUGUUGGAGGUUCGUUAGUUAAACAUGUUUACAGAGGCAAGUGUUUAGUUGAAAUUCACUGAGGUUUAAAAACCUAAAGGGCAACAUUCUGAAUUCUGACCUCAGUCAACAAACUGGUGCUGCCGUGGUGCCAGAACCAACAUGUGGUUUACACUCAUCUCGCCGGCACCGUUCAUGAAACGCCUCUAGCCAACAAGCACAAAACGUGCAACGUGUCAUUACCGCUACUGUGAAAUCUUUCGCCACUCGUUUCACUGCCAAGCGUAUAGUGACCUGCAGCACUCCUGCACCACAGACCUCUUUCGUUCGAGUCCACGGCCGUGUGCGUAGUUGCUUUCUCCUCACCGCAGGUGCGAGGCGACUGCUUGUAGGAGAGUGUACCAGCUUUGUGGAAAUUACCAGAAAAUGGUGCUUUCUCGCUGCCUUAAAUGUGCUGAGCUCUGAAGACAUUUAAAUGUGGUGCCGCUGUCCUUUUCCACAGAAACGGUGGCUUAGGGCAGAACCGA
Rhinichthys klamathensis goyatoka is the source of this 7756-nucleotide messenger RNA. It is a transcript of the gene nav3, whose product is annotated as neuron navigator 3. Bases 251 to 7039 code for a protein of 2262 amino acids. Gene Ontology annotation, molecular function: ATP binding; ATP hydrolysis activity; protein binding. The transcript is spliced from 43 exons. Gene Ontology annotation, biological process: nervous system development; neurogenesis. Lineage: Eukaryota; Metazoa; Chordata; Actinopteri; Cypriniformes; Leuciscidae. The record is from RefSeq and is a predicted model, not a curated record.